UCUCGACGACAAUGCCCGAUUUAUACUAAUCCAAGAAAUAUUGUCCUAAGAGUUGUCUCAAGAGAUUUCUAUUCUCGUGCUUGGUUGACAAAGCGAGAAGAAUCUCGAUCUUGAUUACCAACGAGGAACAGGGACGUCGCGAUUCAGCAAGGUGGAAACGAGUAAUUAACAUCCGUUAUAACCGGGUCGAGUGUGAUUCUUAGUGUUGGAAAAACUUCGGUCGCGUAACGAUGAAUUUUCCGUGCGUAUUCCUUUACAUCUCGACCAUGGUGAUCUUUGCGUCCAGUUCGCCUCAACAGGACGAUGGUGUACUCGACAAGAUAAAAACGGGUUUCGAGUACGCGUCGAAUUAUCUGGAAACUGCAAAGGACAUUGCCGACUUGGUAGCGAGUAGUUUGGGCAGUAAGCAAAAGGAGAAACGAGGUGAGGACGAAGAUGCGAAGAAUAAGGGAAGUUUUGGCCCUUCGACCGUCAUGUCUGCUUUCUUUCGCCUCUUUGGAUUGGAUUCGCAGAAAGUUACAGCGAUUGCUGUGAACAGUGUCAUAUUCCUCGCACAAAUGAUAAGCUCGUUGUUCAAUUUGAAGCCGAAAGAGAAUUCUGGUAGAAGUUUGGAAGAUGAGAGUGACGCUUGGAAUCCAGCGAGACUUAUUACGGAGAGCAAGAACGAGAGAAUUCAAAAUUUACUGGAACAAGCUCGAGACGAGAAUCUAGCGAGUCGAUUGAUGGACAGGUUGGAUGGCGACGAUUCAUCGUGCAUCAGAUUGCUCGUGUGCAAAAUUUCACCUGUUAUCAAGGCGGCGCAAUAUUCUUUAAAGAACAAAACUCAAGAUAAAUGGCAUCGAAUGACUUCUUGGUUACCGAGCAAAGACCAGUUCGAAGAAAACAGCGACGAAUGCGAAAACACGCAUACAGAUUGCAGUUUAUUUUUCUAGCGGUAGCUAUUGAAUCGGCCUGUAGUAGUUUAUUUAACUUUAUUUUGCUACGAACUUGGUCCGGGAAGAAAUGAGGAUUGGCUCGAAGAAUACUUUUUCGAUUACUUUGCACAAAAUUGAACGAACGCUUUGAAUUUCAUAUAUAUAUGUUUAUAUAUAUUAUAUAUAAAAAUCGAUAUGGAAGAUAUUACUUGUAAUGAAAAUUCUAUGCAUGAGUAACUGUGUAUAAUGGAUAUAUUGCUAGGAAUGAAAGAAUUGGUUUGCACAGCAUAUAUAUUUGCGUCCAUACAAAUAUAUACUAUAUUACAGAAUAUACAAGGUAUACGAAAAUUAAUUUCUGCGAAUCGACGAAUGAAAAAGAAAAAAAAGCAGUGAAUCACCAUUUUCCAUUUUGGAAUAUGCACCAUUUAUUUUAAAUAAACUCCUCGUGAAUUAAAUUUGGCAAUAUACCCUUUUCUUGUAUCUCCAGCCAUCUCCAGGAUGGCCGCGCUCGCGCUCCAUUACACCAAAUAAAAUUACUAUUGCUUCAAAUCGUUCGAUCUUUACAGACAACGUUUGCCUCUUGUACGUUGAACAAGGAAAUGCUUUCGAUAAUAUCGUUUCUGAAAUAGAAGCGUUUCCUUUAAAAAGUAAUCGCAUUUUUAACGACGAUUUAAACGCGUUUCCUCAUGGAUAUUUAACGAGGAUUUUAACAAAAAAAAA
Molecule: messenger RNA, 1634 nt
Organism: Apis florea (little honeybee)
Lineage: Eukaryota; Metazoa; Arthropoda; Insecta; Hymenoptera; Apidae
Source: RefSeq, a predicted model, not a curated record